AUGAAGCGGGAGAGCGUCGAGGGCCAGCAGGAGGUCGCCAGAGAACCCGGGUCUGCACAGAGUUCCGCCCCUCGGCAGAGCUCCUCUCUCAGCGCAGUUCCCCCGUCAUCCUGCAGAGGGCAGCAAGGCCCCAGCGACCGUCUAGACGGGGCCACGCCCCGGCCCUCUGGUGGGGACCAACCCUCGCUCGCUUUACCGCAGCCCCACCCCAGGAGCCCCGCCUGGCGGCGUAGUUUCCAUCCGGCCUCGCUGCGACAGCACCGGCCGCACCGAGACAAGACUCCGGGCCCCUCGAGGGUAACAAAGCGGACCACCAGUCCCUUUGCAGCACCGAGGACCCCACCACCAAGCAGCUUCACAAACCCCGCCUCGCCGCCGGAAGGCGGGCUGCGCACGCGCGGCGCACGCGCCCCGCCCACCCCCGGAGGUCGCCGCGGCUCUCAGGCCGAGCGCCGGUCCCCGCCGGCUCGCCCGCGCAGGGUCCCCGGGGUCCCUCACCGCCCGGCGCCGGCCGAGUCCCGGCCCCGGUUCGAAACCCGCUCCACCUACCGUGAGGGGCCGCGAGAGCUCCAGCCCUCCCCGCGGCGGGCUGGCCCGCGCAAACCGAAAGGCCUAGGGUAG
Molecule: messenger RNA, 621 nt
Organism: Mustela lutreola (European mink)
Lineage: Eukaryota; Metazoa; Chordata; Mammalia; Carnivora; Mustelidae
Product: proline-rich protein HaeIII subfamily 1-like
Exons: 1
Coding region: 1-621 (206 amino acids)
Source: RefSeq, a predicted model, not a curated record